UGAUUGAUAAAAUCAGUUAACACUCGGAGGACUUUACUGGUACUUGCUACCAAUUGGAACCUUAAAAUCGUCACAGAAUAUUAUCUAUUGGACUUAUCUCGAUGAAUUUAGCAUCUAUGUGUAGGGAAUUAUAAUUACUUUAAGAUAGCAGAAAAAAAAUCUUGAGAAAAGUCUUUUCUUUGGAAGAUAAUUGAGGUCACAGUCAGAAUGCAACGCGGAGGAUCAAAUUGGUAAUAACUACCAGUCAAAAUCCCAUACAUUUUAGCCAUGGUUUUGAGGUUAUGUUUCCCCAUAUUUCCCAAAUAAAGUACUCUUGUUCACUUUUCCUCGGUGAAAAUCAUUAAUAUAGACUAAUUUUAUUGCCGGAAGUGACUAAAAAGUUACUUGAAGAAUCAAAGUUUGUGAUAAUUUAGGCGCAAUAAUAAAUUAAGCAAAACUGCAGCUGAAAAAGUCGUUUGAAUUGGCAAUUUUGCAUCGAUUCGACGUAAUUUUUUUUCAGUGACGAUUUUCUCAAUUAAAUAUUUAGUAAUUAGGUGAAGGAAUGCUUGAAGGAGAUUGAGAAUUAGUGAAACUUUCGAUCCUUGUUCAAUAAACUGAUUAAUAAUUAAUUAUUGAGCAUAUUUUAUCAACUGAUACUUAUUACCAAUUUGAUCCUCCGCGUUGUGCCAAAUGUUGGGUCCUCCAAGUGUUAAACAAGCAGUCCAAGCAGUACAGGAAGUCCUGAAAAGUAUCUUCAAAGAGUAAGUGAAUAAUUCUGCCGGAAAAGAUUAUAAAAAAAAAACAUUUCAAUAUUGUUUGUUUUCAUCAUCAGCCGCUGAAAGACUGCAGUGAUACGGAAUCUCCGGAAUAAAGGAUAUACCUGAUCCGGCUUAGCUGCUGACGCUAUGACAUACCUUCUUUAAUCCUUAUGACCCUCAGUUACUCAAACAAUACGAAUUUUUGAAGUUACUCAAAACAACACGGCUCUGCGAUGACAACACUACAUCCGGUGAUUCCAUGUCCUGUAAUCCAAGAUGUUUUCCAACAAUGCACUUCCAUUCUGAACAUAAUUGCCCAACACAGUGACUCUGUGCAGGAAUGUGGAGUCUGCAGUGAACACAACGAAAGCAUUGCUUUGCUCAAAGCUCAAAUGACCAUUCUUGUGGGAAUAUUUCCUCGGCAGAUACUCAAAACAGAAUUCACUGAUUCAGAUAAUGCAUCAAAUGGAGCUGAAAACAAUACUGAUGAGUUUGAUCUCAAUGAACACGAUACACAAAUGCAAAUAGAACAAACAGUCGAAGAGGAAGAAUCAAAAGAUGAAUUCAUCCAUCUUCCGGAGACAAUAGUUAUAGAAAACUUUCCACAAGAACAAAUACUCAAGAAAAGGAAGAAAGCUAAAGCGAGGAACUGCACAAAGAAAUCAAAGGAGGAAUUACAACUUUCAGAUCAUACAGAAGAAGAUUCUGCGGGGAAGUCUUUUGAAUGUGGGUACUGCGGGAAGAUUUAUAUAAGAAAGAGAUAUUUCAUUUCUCAUUGUCUCCGGCAUCUUAAGAAAAAUAAGCCUAAAAAGAGAAACAGGAAAAAGAAUGAAUAUAAAUGCAAUACUUGCAAUAAGAUUUGUUACUAUAAGAAGAGUUUGGAGGACCAUCAGCGGAUACAUACUGGAGAAAAGCCAUUUGAGUGCACCAUUUGCGGGAAAGCUUAUCACUCAAAUCGUCUUUUAUCUGAUCAUAAAACUAGACACGCUAAUAAGGACUUGGGUACCUUCAAAUGUAAAAUAUGCAGUAAAAUUUUAUCCUAUAAGGAACGAUUAGUAGAACAUAUGAGGAAGCACACGGGAGAGAAAACGGCUCAAUGUGAUAAGUGUGGUAAAACAUUUCACGGACAAUUGGCUCUAUAUAGCCACAGAAGGAUGCAACAUGGAUUUGGAAAAACUGGAAAAGCUCCAUACCAGGGUAAACGCUACAAUUGUGAUAUAUGUGGAAGAUCUAUUCUUGGCAAAACAAAAUUCACAGAGCACUUAAGGAUACAUACAGGAGAGAAGCCCUUUGACUGUCCUUUCUGUGACAAAAAAUUCUCACGAAAAACUAAACUAAAUAUUCAUAUAGGUCGAAUGCACAAAACACAGAAAGCUCAUAAGGAUUAAUAAAAAAUGUUGCAACCAAAA
Molecule: messenger RNA, 2146 nt
Organism: Lutzomyia longipalpis
Lineage: Eukaryota; Metazoa; Arthropoda; Insecta; Diptera; Psychodidae
Product: gastrula zinc finger protein XlCGF52.1-like
Exons: 1
Coding region: 971-2125 (384 amino acids)
Biological process (GO): regulation of transcription by RNA polymerase II
Molecular function (GO): DNA-binding transcription factor activity, RNA polymerase II-specific; RNA polymerase II cis-regulatory region sequence-specific DNA binding
Source: RefSeq, a predicted model, not a curated record